AAUUCAUUCAUAUAUUUGUAUGUACUUUUGAAAACUUAUGAUUGCCAGUGUAUGCACAUCUGCCAACGCUGGCAACACUGACAGUGUCGACAAGAAGAAGAUAAUUGACGUGUCACAAUUUCGACGAUUGGCAAGUGCUCGAAACAACCGAAAAAGGGCGCUUGAAGGAUAAGCCGACACCUAGAAGAGCAUCCAAUUUGAGACACCUACAGGCAGAACAGAAAAAGUGCCACCAUGCUGACCAACUUCGAGUCGAAGUCAGCGAGGGUGAAGGGCCUCUCCUUCCAUCCUAAGCGCCCAUGGAUCCUGGUCAGCUUGCACAGCGGCGUCAUCCAGCUGUGGGACUACCGGAUGCACACGCUCCUCGAGAAGUUCGACGAGCACGACGGACCGGUUCGAGGCGUGGCCUUUCACCAGCAGAUGCCGCUCUUCGUCUCCGGCGGCGACGACUACAAGAUUAAGGUGUGGAACUACAAGCAACGCCGCUGCAUCUUUACCCUCCUGGCCCAUUUGGACUAUGUGCGCACGGUGGCUUUCCACCACGAAUACCCAUGGAUUCUGAGCGCCUCCGACGAUCAGACCAUCCGCAUCUGGAACUGGCAGUCGCGCAACUGCAUCUGUGUGCUGACGGGCCACAACCACUAUGUGAUGUGCGCCCAGUUCCAUCCCACGGAGGAUCAGAUCGUUUCUGCUUCACUCGAUCAGACGGUGCGCGUGUGGGACAUUUCGGGCCUGCGUAAGAAGAACGUAGCUCCCGGACCCGGUGGGCUUGAUGACCACCUAAAGGGUCAUCCGGGUGCCACUGAUCUGUUUGGACAAGCAGAUGCCGUGGUAAAGCACGUGCUCGAGGGCCACGACCGUGGCGUCAACUGGGCCAGUUUCCAUCCCACCCUGCCGCUGAUUGUGUCCGGUGCCGAUGAUCGCCUGGUGAAGUUGUGGCGCAUGAACGAGUACAAGGCCUGGGAGGUAGACACCUGUCGCGGUCACUACAACAAUGUGUCCAGCGUGUUGUUCCAUCCAAGGCAAGACCUGAUUCUCUCCAACGGCGAGGAUCGCAGUAUUCGCGUCUGGGACAUGACCAAGCGCCAGUGCCUCUUUACAUUCCGGCGAGACAACGAGCGCUUCUGGAUACUUACAGCGCAUCCGACCUUGAAUCUGUUUGCAGCUGGCCACGAUGGAGGUAUGGUGGUCUUUAAACUGGAGCGGGAGCGACCUGCAUAUGCUGUCCACGGCAACAUUCUCUACUACGUCAAGGAACGUUUCCUACGCAAACUGGACUUUACCACCACUAAGGACACUGUGGUUAUGCAGCUUCGGCCAGGCAAGUCGCCGGUGUACAGCAUGUCGUACAACCCAGCACUGAACGCCGUGCUUAUCUGCACGCGCACCAACAACCUGGAGAACAGCACUUACGAUCUUUGCCAAAUCCCCAAGGACACCGAGAGCCAAAGCGAGUCAGACAGCAAGCGAAGCUCUGGAAUAACAGCCAUAUGGGUGGCACGCAAUCGGUUUGCAGUGCUUGAUCGCAACCAGCAGUUGGUAAUCAAGAACUUCAAGAACGAGGUGACCAAGAAGUUGCCCACCUUCUGCGAGGAGAUCUUCUAUGCCGGCACGGGAAUGCUGCUCAUCCGGGACCCUGAGUUUGUCACACUGUACGAGGUUCAGCGCCUUGUCUCCGUUGGAAGCAUUAAACUGGCCAAGUGCCGCUACGUGGUGUGGUCACCGGACAUGUCCUUGGUCGCACUACUCUGCAAGCACUCGGUUACGAUCUGCGAUCGAAGACUUCAGUACUUGUGCACCGUGCAGGAGAACUGCCGCGUGAAGUCUGGCGCCUGGGACGAGUCUGGAGUGUUUAUCUACACCACUAGCAACCACAUUAAGUACGCCAUUACAAACGGGGACCAUGGCAUCAUCCGUACGCUGGACCUACCCAUUUAUCUGACACGCGUCAAGGGCAACCAAGUGUUCUGCUUGGAUCGGGAGUGCCGCACCCGCGUGCUCCACAUUGAUCCUACGGAGUACAAGUUUAAGCUUGCCCUGAUUCAACGCAAGUACGACGAAGUACUGCACAUGGUGAGAAAUGCCCGCCUAGUGGGUCAGAGCAUCAUUGCUUACCUGCAGCAAAAGGGUUAUCCAGAGGUGGCACUGCAUUUUGUCAAGGACGAGAAAACCCGAUUUGGACUCGCUCUGGAGUGCGGUAACAUCGAAAUUGCUCUCGAAGCAGCCAAGGCUCUCGAUGACAAGGAUUGCUGGGAUCGCCUGGGACAGAGUGCGUUGCUCCAAGGAAACCACCAGGUGGUAGAGAUGUGCUACCAGCGGACCAAGAACUUUGACAAGCUUAGCUUCCUCUACCUGAUUACCGGCAACUUGGAGAAGCUCAAGAAGAUGAACAAGAUUGCCGAGAUCCGCAAGGAUGUUUCCGCCCAGUACCAGGGUGCCCUCCUUCUCGGUGACGUCAAGGAGCGGGUAAACAUUCUCAAGAACUGCGGACAACUUUCGUUAGCUUAUCUCACUGCCGCUACUCAUGGAUUCGAUGAGCUUACUGAGUCCCUGGGCGAAUCGAUAACUUCGCAGGGUAACAGCCUUCCCGAGGUGAAUCCCAAUGCCCAGUUGUUGCAACCACCAGUGCCCAUCCAGCAGCUUGAAACCAAUUGGCCGUUGCUGUCCGUGUCCAAGGGCUUCUUUGAAGGCGCCAUGGUCACCAGGGCUGGCUCAAGUGUCACUGCCCGACAGGCGCUGAACAUCAACGCCGAUGCUGCAGUGUUGGACGAGCAUAAUGGUGGUGGAGAUGGUUGGGGAGCGGAUGCCGACUUGGGACUAGAUGAGGACGGAGAUGACGAGAUGCACGAUGCGCUGAGCAACGAUGGCGAUGGUGGUGCUGGUGGAGAGGAGGGUGCCGGCUGGGAUGUGGGCGAUGAUGACCUGGUUGUGCCCGAGGAACUGGCCUCCAAGAUCAAGGCCUCUGCCCUCGACAGCAACUACUAUGCCGCUCCCAACAAAGGCUUGUCUCCUGCCCAACAAUGGGCGAACAACUCGCCUCUGGUCCUGGACCAUGUCAAGGCCGGAUCAUUCGAAACCGCCUUCCGUUUACUGCACGAUCAGCUGGGAGUGGUCAAUUUCAAGCCAUUCAAAACACUCUUCCUGCAUAACUACGCCUGCUCUCGAACGAGCUACACGGCCAAUCCGAAUCUGCAAUCCCUAAGUGGUUAUCCACUUCGCAACUACUCCGAGACAAACAUCAAGCUGCAGCGUCCAGCGGUUGGCAUUAAACUGAAUGAUUUGGUGGCACGCCUGCAAGCUGGGUACCAACUGACAACUUCUGGAAAGUUCUCCGAGGCCGUAGAGAAGUUCCAUUCCAUCUUGAUUAGCAUCCCACUGCUGGUAGUGGACACGAAGCUAGAUGCGGCGGAGGCCCAGCAACUAUUAAGGAUCUGCGCUGAGUAUAUCGUUGGCCUGAAGAUGGAGACUGUGCGCAAGGGCAUGCCCAAGUCGACGCUUGAGGAGCAAAAGCGUCUGUGCGAGAUGGCUGCCUACUUCACGCACUGCAAGCUUCAGCCCGUGCACCAAAUCCUCACCCUGCGUACCGCCCUCAACAUGUUCUUCAAGCUGAAGAACUACAAGACGGCCGCUUCAUUUGCCCGUCGUCUCCUGGAACUGGCGCCACGACCGGACGUUGCCCAGCAGGUGCGCAAGAUCCUGCAGGCCUGCGAGGUAAAUCCCGUGGACGAGCAUCAGCUGCAGUACGAGGAGUUUAAUCCGUUCACAAUCUGUGGAAUCAGCUGGAAGCCACUGUAUAGGGGCAAACCCGAAGUGACCUGUCCCUUCUGCUCCUCCUCUUUCGACCCUCAGUUCAAGGGCAAUCUCUGCACAGUUUGCGAGGUGAGCCAGAUCGGCAAGGAUAGCAUUGGCCUGCGCAUUUCAAACCUGCAAUUCCGCUAGGACGGACUAGCUUGUCGCUUUUAAUAUAAAUGUUUCCACCACGCCGAGCGAGACCCCAUAGUUUAGUUUUACACGAACCUUGCUUAUUAUGUAUAAAGUUCAGUAUCUGUAUAUUAUAAUGCUAUAAAAU
Drosophila simulans is the source of this 4069-nucleotide messenger RNA. It is a transcript of the gene alphaCOP, whose product is annotated as coatomer subunit alpha. Lineage: Eukaryota; Metazoa; Arthropoda; Insecta; Diptera; Drosophilidae. Gene Ontology annotation, biological process: intra-Golgi vesicle-mediated transport; endoplasmic reticulum to Golgi vesicle-mediated transport; retrograde vesicle-mediated transport, Golgi to endoplasmic reticulum. Gene Ontology annotation, cellular component: COPI vesicle coat. The record is from RefSeq and is a predicted model, not a curated record. Gene Ontology annotation, molecular function: structural molecule activity; protein binding. Bases 235 to 3939 code for a protein of 1234 amino acids. The transcript is spliced from 3 exons.